Molecule: messenger RNA, 1875 nt
Organism: Rangifer tarandus platyrhynchus (Svalbard reindeer)
Lineage: Eukaryota; Metazoa; Chordata; Mammalia; Artiodactyla; Cervidae
Source: the annotation of a GenBank genome assembly
AUGUCGGAUAACCAGAGCUGGAACUCGUCGGGCUCGGAGGAGGAUCCGGAGACGGAGUCCGGGCCGCCGGUGGAGCGCUGCGGGGUCCUUAGCAAGUGGACAAACUAUAUUCAUGGGUGGCAGGAUCGUUGGGUAGUUUUGAAAAAUAAUACUCUGAGUUACUACAAGUCUGAAGAUGAGACAGAGUAUGGCUGCCGAGGCUCCAUCUGUCUUAGCAAGGCUGUCAUCACGCCUCAUGAUUUUGAUGAAUGCCGAUUUGAUAUUAGUGUAAAUGAUAGCGUUUGGUAUCUUCGUGCUCAAGAUCCAGAUCACAGACAGCAGUGGAUAGAUGCCAUUGAACAGCACAAGACUGAAUCUGGAUAUGGAUCUGAAUCCAGCUUGCGUCGACAUGGCUCAAUGGUGUCAUUGGUAUCCGGAGCAAGUGGCUACUCUGCAACAUCCACUUCCUCAUUCAAGAAGGGCCACAGUUUGCGUGAGAAGCUGGCUGAAAUGGAAACCUUCAGAGAUAUACUGUGUAGACAAGUUGAUACUCUGCAGAAGUUCUUUGAUGCCUGUGCUGAUGCUGUCUCCAAGGAUGAGCUUCAAAGGGACAAAGUGGUAGAAGAUGAUGAAGAUGACUUUCCUACGACACGUUCUGAUGGAGACUUCUUGCAUAAUACCAAUGGCAAUAAGGAAAAGGUAUUUCCACAUGUAACACCAAAAGGAAUUAAUGGUAUAGACUUUAAAGGUGAGGCGAUAACUUUUAAAGCAACUACUGCCGGAAUCCUUGCUACACUUUCUCAUUGUAUUGAGUUAAUGGUAAAACGUGAGGAUAGCUGGCAAAAGAGAAUGGACAAGGAAAGUGAGAAGAGAAGAAGGGUGGAGGAAGCAUACAAAAAUGCUGUGACAGAACUUAAGAAAAAAUCCCACUUUGGAGGACCAGAUUAUGAGGAAGGCCCGAACAGUUUGAUUAAUGAAGAGGAGUUCUUUGAUGCUGUUGAAGCUGCUCUUGACAGACAAGAUAAAAUAGAAGAACAGUCGCAGAGUGAAAAGGUCAGGUUACAUUGGUCUACUUCAAUGCCAUCUGGAGAUGCCUUUUCUUCUGUGGGGACUCACAGAUUUGUCCAAAAGCCCUAUAGUCGCUCUUCCUCCAUGUCUUCCAUUGAUCUAGUCAGUGCCUCUGACGAUGUUCACAGAUUCAGCUCCCAGGUUGAAGAGAUGGUGCAGAACCACAUGACCUAUUCCCUGCAGGAUGUAGGUGGAGAUGCCAACUGGCAGCUGGUUGUAGAAGAAGGCGAGAUGAAGGUAUAUAGAAGAGAAGUGGAAGAAAAUGGGAUUGUUCUGGAUCCUUUGAAAGCUACCCAUGCAGUUAAAGGCGUUACAGGACACGAAGUGUGCAAUUACUUCUGGAAUGUUGAUGUGCGCAAUGAUUGGGAAACAACUAUAGAAAACUUUCAUGUGGUGGAAACAUUAGCUGAUAAUGCAAUCAUCAUUUAUCAAACGCACAAGAGAGUGUGGCCAGCUUCUCAGCGGGACGUCUUAUAUCUUUCUGCCAUUCGAAAGAUAUCAGCUUUGAAUGAAAAUGACCCAGAGACUUGGAUAGUUUGUAAUUUUUCUGUAGAUCACAGCAGUGCUCCUCUAAACAAUCGAUGUGUCCGUGCCAAAAUAAAUGUUGCUUUGAUUUGUCAGACCUUGGUGAGCCCCCCAGAGGGAAACCAGGAGAUUAGCAGGGACAAUAUUCUAUGCAAGAUUACAUACGUGGCCAAUGUAAACCCUGGAGGAUGGGCACCAGCUUCGGUGUUAAGGGCAGUGGCAAAACGAGAGUAUCCAAAGUUUCUAAAGCGUUUCACUUCUUACGUACAAGAAAAAACUGCAGGAAAACCUAUUUUGUUCUAG